UGAAAAGGACACAUGGGGAGAGAGAUUGCAGAAGAAGAUGGGUUGCCGACAGGCUCUCUGCUUCUGAAAGACGUCUCCGGCGAUGGCAACCCUGGCAGCUCCACGUCUUCAAGUGAUCCCUCGGUCACGCCUCUCGUCGUCUUUAGCACGCUCGUUGCCGUUUGCGGGUCUUUUGUCACUGGGUGCGCUUAUGGUUAUUCAUCACCCUCGGAGUCGGGCAUAAUGGAGGACCUGGGGCUCUCUACGGCGGCAUAUUCGCUUUUUGGUUCUAUAUUAACAAUAGGAGGGUUAAUAGCAUCAUUGAUUAAUGGGCAGAUGACAGAUAUGAUGGGUCGCAGACGUGCAAUGGGGAUUUCACAAAUAUUUUCCACUGCAGGAUGGCUUUCUAUAGCAUUGGCCAAGAAUGCUUGGUGGCUUGAUAUUGGAAGACUGUUAAAUGGAGUUGGCAUUGGGGUUUUAUGUUACGUGGUACCUGUGUACAUUGCCGAAAUAACACCCCAAAGUAUCCGGGGAGAAUUCACAGCUUUUAGUCAGUUUUCGUCAUGCUGUGGCUUUUCGUUGAUUUACUUUCUUGGAACUAUCGUUUCCUGGCGUAUCUUGGCCUUGAUAGGUUGUAUCCCCUGCGUACUUCAAAUUUUCGGUUUAUUCUUUAUCCCGGAGUCUCCUAGAUGGCUGGUAAAAGUCGGUCAAGAAAAGGAGUUUGAAGCCACAUUGCAGAGACUCCGUGGCAAAAGUGUAGACAUUUCCCGGGAAGCAACAGAUAUCAGAGACUAUACAGAAACCUUUGAACGGCAAUCCCAGUCUAGAAUUCUCGAUUUGUUUCAACGAAGAUACGCUCAUUCCCUCACAAUAGGAGUCGGAUUGAUGAUCCUUCAACAAUUUGGAGGGCCGAAUGCAUUUUCCUACUAUGCAAGCUCUAUAUUUGAAUCAGCUGACUUUUCAAGCAGCAUUGGUACCCGAAGCAUGGCUAUUGUCCAGAUCCCGGCAACUGCUCUCAGCGUAAUCUUGACAGAUAAGGCUGGAAGAAGACCUCUUUUAAUGGUUUCUUCAGCUGGAAUGACUUUGAGUUGCAUUGUUCUAGGAUUAUCAUCCUUCAUGCAGGACUUGCAGUAUUGGACGGAAGUCACUCCUAUUUUGGUAUAUGUAUGCAUUAUGGUGUAUUCUGUAGCUUACUCACUUGGCAUGGUGGUGUUACCGUGGGUCAUAAUGUCUGAGGUAUUCCCAGUAAAUGUUAAAGGGUCGGCUGGCAGCCUGGUGUCCUUCUCCAAUUGGUCCUGUUCUUGGAUCGUCAGCUACAGUUUUAACUUCAUGUUUGAAUGGAGCGCACCUGGAACCUUUUUGAUCUUUGUGUGCGUUUGCGGUUUAACUAUCUUAUUCACUGCGAAGCUAGUGCCGGAGACCAAGGGGCGAGCAUUGGAGGAAUUGCAAGCAUCACUUGCCCAUUUUCUGCAAUGAUUUGUACUUUGCUGAAAUCUGAGUUGGUAGGAUGAUUGUGUUGCCAACCACAAAAGGCAUUGAGUCAGGCUGGCGAGAGCCUUUUUGUGGGAAUGACCCUUUUGUGCCUGAUUGGGGCAAAAAUAGGGGUGACAAGCAAAGAGAGAUUUCCUUGCAAUUUGUUGAACCUUUUACACUGAUUGAUUUCACCGUGCUCUGGUCAACUUUGUUGGAUACGGGCAAAUUGCCAUACCAAUGAUGAUUGAUGCGCAAACAAUUAAGGCUUUAAAACUUUA
Messenger RNA from Syzygium oleosum, 1730 nucleotides. Its product is annotated as sugar transporter ERD6-like 5. The coding region runs from base 13 to 1455 and encodes 480 amino acids. NCBI's taxonomy places the organism in Eukaryota, Viridiplantae, Streptophyta, Magnoliopsida, Myrtales, Myrtaceae. Gene Ontology annotation, molecular function: sugar transmembrane transporter activity. The record is from RefSeq and is a predicted model, not a curated record. Gene Ontology annotation, cellular component: membrane. Gene Ontology annotation, biological process: carbohydrate transport; transmembrane transport. The transcript has 18 exons.